Copidosoma floridanum is the source of this 1124-nucleotide messenger RNA. RefSeq lists its product as uncharacterized. Lineage: Eukaryota; Metazoa; Arthropoda; Insecta; Hymenoptera; Encyrtidae. The record is from RefSeq and is a predicted model, not a curated record.
CGCCCACGCGAAUACUUCACUGCUAAAGCCCACAACAUGUACAUAAAAAGAUACACCCGUUAUAAUAGUGAUAAUACUGUUAUGAGCAGCGUAAAAAAUUUGUGACCCCAUUUUGUAACGAAAGACGAGACGUCAGCGAUCGGCCGCAAAAUCGAAAAAAUGAUGUAGCUCAUUGUCCGCGAUUUUGUUGUUUUAUUCAUUGCAGAGAGAUCGGUAUAUAAACGGGAACGAUGGCCAAUUUCCAGCUUGAGGAUUUACUAAAGGAUGAUAAAAAGGACGCAAACCUCAUUCCCGAUCUGAGCAAGGCCACGUGCAACUCGGAAGAGGAGUUUCGUCGCCUCAUGGAGUGCGUUCCAGACUUCAAAAUCAGGCCGGACAAGCCAAGACGGGACGAGGUGAAGGUCCACGACAAGAGCUUUUCCUUCAAAACUACGAAAAAGGAGAUAAAAGCCUUGUCGAAAAAAUGGAGCUACGGCAACCCCAUACCUCCCGAAAUGAGGGAACUGAACCUCCAAGAGCUGCAGCAGGUUCCGAUCGACUGGAGAAUGCUCACUCCCAUCCGGCCGAAACUUCGCCAGGACGAGGAAAUGUUUUCGCGAUUGGUUGAAUUGGGAAAGCUUCAGUUGAAAACACGAGCUCAGGAGCGUCGUAGCGGCUCUCCCGAUUUUAUCAAGCGCGUAAAGAAUCGAGCGGGUAUCAUCGAGACCAGCGUGAAAAUCUGCGGCGAUUGCGGCGAGGAAUAUUGCGAUGGCGAGUACUGCGGAGAUAUUCUUUACGAUUGCUACACACGUGUCAAUGUGGCAGCCUCAUCGUCAAGUGACAAGCCUAAGCAGUCCACGUCCGAUGCUGCAGCGGUAAUCGUUGGCCUGAAUUCCGGGGCUCGCAAAUUUGGUAAGAAAAAGAAGAAGUGCGGAGCUCCCAAGGUGGCUCGUAAAAAGAAAAGCGAGAAUCCUAAGACCGCACGGUUGUUGGUGCGCAAAAAUAAGACCAGCAUUCACGGCAGUAGGGGAUCUCUUAGACGCGAAAGCGAUCAAGCUAAAGGUCCUGGCACGGAGACCAAAUUUCGCAGACAGUGCGCCAAAUGCACGAAAAAGAAGAAAAAGAAGGCUGUAUCGAAGAAGUAA